AUCGACGGCACAUCGUGGGUACAGUCCGAAUAAAAAUUUUAGGCGCGUACAUGUAUGUUGUUAUACUGCCAGAUUCGCGAUGAAUAGCAAAGUUAGAAACAAGGUUCUGAGUCAAAAAAGUCGAUAAAUUAUAGCCUCUGUAUUAGAAUUCAUGCAAAAGGAAGCAACAGAUCGAGUGACUAUUCCUAUAGACAAAGUACAAGAACGUGUCUCUGCCGCAACAGGGGUGAGCCGGUCUUCCAUAAGGCGUGUAAAAAAAGAAGCGCGAAAUAUAAAAGAGCAUGUGGCAGUUUCAUUCCCAAAACCAAAGAGAACAAACAUCAAAACUAAGGUGGCUCUCGAUGGUUUUGACCAAGGGCUGUUACGGAGAACGAUCAUCAACUACCAUAUAACAGAGAAGCGCAUACCUACCUUGCGCUGUAUACACAGAAAAAUACGCGAAGUUGCCAAUUACAAAGGGUGUAAAGAAACACUACGCAAGGAAAUAGACAAACUGGGAUUCAGGUGGAAGAAAUUUGAAUCCAAUAGAAAACUAUUAAUAGAAAAGGCAGAGAUUCGCCAUUUACGGAUUGUUUUUUAAGGAUUAUGGCGAAAUAUAGAAAACAAGGACGCUCAGUAAUAUAUACUGACGAAACGUAUAUACAUUCUUCGCAUACACAUACCAAAAGCUGGGUAGAUAACUCCACAGACGGCAUUAAGAAACCAAUGUCAAAGGGAGAAAGGCUGAUCAUACUCAAUGCUG
This is a messenger RNA of Acanthoscelides obtectus, 742 nucleotides long. The record is from the annotation of a GenBank genome assembly. NCBI's taxonomy places the organism in Eukaryota, Metazoa, Arthropoda, Insecta, Coleoptera, Chrysomelidae.